Harmonia axyridis is the source of this 1335-nucleotide messenger RNA. RefSeq lists its product as uncharacterized. The record is from RefSeq and is a predicted model, not a curated record. The coding region runs from base 1 to 1335 and encodes 444 amino acids. Lineage: Eukaryota; Metazoa; Arthropoda; Insecta; Coleoptera; Coccinellidae. The transcript has a single exon.
AUGGGUGGUUGUAUCGAUGAUGAGCUGCUGAAAACAGUAGAAAACGAGAAAAAUAAGUGGAGGCAUAUUUUAAAAGUGAUCAUUGAUGCAAUUUUACAUUGUAUAAAAAAUAACGAUGCCCUGAGAGGAACAUCUGAAAUAAUCGGACAUCCAAAUUGUGGUAGACUUCUUAACACAAUUGAACUGAUAAGUCACUAUGAUAAUGUUAUUAAGACCCACAUUGAAACCCACAAUAAAGGCAAACUCUCCUAUUUUUCUUCUGGAAUACAAAAUGAACUGAUUGGUUUAGCAGCUACUAAAGUACGAAGACAUAUUAUUAAAGAUAUAAAGGACGCGAAAUAUUUCUCAAUAUCGAUUGACUGUACCACAGACGUGGCUCAUCGAGAGCAGAUGGUUCAGAUAAAACGUUACGUGCAUAUUGAUAGCAAUAAAAAAUGCAGUAUUAAGGAAAGUUUUAUUGACUUCAUUAAUACUCGCGAAAAAACAGGUGAAGGACUCGCAAAAGAAAUCGUAGAAAAAUUGAUCGCCGAUGGUUUGGAUAUUAACAAUUUGAGAGGGCUGUCUUAUGAUAAAGCGGCUAAUAUGGCUGGAAAAUACAAGGGUGUACAAGCUCGAAUUUUGAUGUUAAAUGAUAAUGCGAAAUUUAUUCCUUGCACUGCCCACAGUCUGAAUUUAGUGGGCGUUCAUGCUGCUGAAGUGAACCCACAUAUGGAAACGUUCUUUGCAACUGUUCAGCAAAUAUAUAAUUUUUUUGUUGGAUCUUCUUCAAAGUGGGAAUUACUCAAAACAGAAGUCGACCUCACUCUAAAAGGUUUUUGCGAUACUCGCUGGUCCUCCAAAGCAAACGCUGUACAUUCCUUGAAGUCACAAUUAGGUAAAAUUAUUGAAAUUCUUCGGAAGCUAAAAGAAUUGUCCUUAGUAAAUUUGAUAUCAAAUUAUGAAUUCAUCAUAUAUCUCAACUUCUGGGAUAUUCUGUUGAGUAAGAUAAAUAGAAUCAAUCAAUCUUUGCAGGAAAAGCAACUUGAUAUUUCUAAAAGCUCACGAAUGAUACUUGGACUAUUAAACGAAUUAAAAGCGUAUAGAGAAAACUUUUUCCCAUCAUUGAUGGAAUUUUCAGAAAUUGAAGCAGAUAAAAUCGGAAUUGAAGCAAUAUUACAUGAGUCAAGGAAACGGAAGAAACCAAAAAUGUCAGGAGAACUAGCUAGUGAUGAAGCUUAUCUUUUUGAUGCAAAUGCAAAACUCAGAAUUGGAAUAUUUCAAGUGCUUGAUAAAACAAUAAUGGAAAUGGGAAAAAGAUUUGUUGCUUUGAAGGAAGUGGCCGACAACUUUUUUUGA